Molecule: messenger RNA, 1023 nt
Organism: Branchiostoma floridae (Florida lancelet)
Lineage: Eukaryota; Metazoa; Chordata; Leptocardii; Amphioxiformes; Branchiostomatidae
Product: collectin-10-like
Exons: 3
Coding region: 111-437 (108 amino acids)
Source: RefSeq, a predicted model, not a curated record
GCCCCAAAGAUUACGAAAAGUGGCGUGGAAUUUGCUUCAAGGCGUUCAACAUACGUGCAACCUUCAACGAAGCGGUCGACUUAUGUCGUAAAGACGGCGGCACCCUCGCCAUGCCCCGAGACGCCGAGACCAACGCCUACCUGACUACGAUACACGAAGCCAUGGCCGUCUACUCCGGAUUCUGGAUCGGCCUGUCCGAUCAACAUGAAGAGGGGGUCUUCAAGUGGGUGGAUGGUACUGCACUAGGAGAGUACAACGACUGGGAUUCCGGCGAACCAAACGAUUACGGUGAGCACAAGGACUGUGUUCUCCACAUGGUGCGGGGCACAUGGGUCGAUGCGACAUGCCAAGUUCCCGCUCGCUUCAUCUGCCAAGUUGUUCCAGUGGUGACGUGUAGCAAGACCGCCGACGAGCUUUCUCCACUGCUCCAAGAAUAGCUUCCUCAGGUUGGAAGGUGUCAACCCAGAUGACUCUGAAAUUUCUAAAGUUAAGGUUAUUUCAAGCUGUAGUAUAGACUAUAGAGUCAUAAACCUUUUUCGUGUAUACUUGCAGUUUUGAACUCCAUUUAUCAAGCAGUAGUAUGGAGUCAUAAACAUUCAAGACUAUGGACCGAGCUUUCACCGCUGCUCCGUGAAUAGCUUCUUCAGAUUGAAAGGUAGCAGCCCAGAUGACUUUGAAAUUUGUGAAGUUAGGGCUAUACCAAGCUAAGUAUAGACCUAGAGCCUUAAGCUUUUUCGAGUAAGCAAGGAGCCUUGAUUCAACGCAACUUGUAACCAUUCUUCUUUUAUCAAGCUGUAAUGUGGAGUCAUAGAUAUAUUCUUCAUGAAAGACAACGUGCAAUGUUUUGCAAAGCAUCCUUCAAUAUUCCUGUAAUAUCAAUGCAAGAGUCCGUGAAAGUUUUUAGUCCUUUCACCAGGGCUCUAGCCAGCUGUUUUUCUGUCAAUUGGCGGUAGGUUGCUGCGUGUGACGGAAAAAUUUUAAAACCAAUCCGUAAACCUUACCGGCUUACGGACAAAAAUCCUU